ACCGGAAGCGACUAUCAUCCGUGAUAUUUGGGGAGACGAACGACAGCUGAGAGCACCUUUCAAUGGAUAAAAACAUCGCCGCGUCCUCUCGAUCUGUUUGACAACAACAGUGGGAGAUUUCGGGAGUUUUAGUGGGAGAAAAACACAAUAGACGGAACUAACGGUAAAAACGAAGUUAUUGGAAAUCACCGUCAUCCAGGUUCGAGCCUGACAGGCAUUGCUAUGCUCCCAGAGUGACCGGAGAUUAGCUGGUGCAGCUACCAGAGCAGGAUGUCAAUAUGGCUGCUCAUCUGCUCGUUCCACCCAGACCUGACAGCUUCCGGCCCUUCUCGCCUGAGUCUCUCGCUGCUAUCGAGCGCCGCAUCGCAGAGGAGGCGGCCCAACGGCCCAAAGGCGAGAGACGGCCUGAUGAUGAUGACGAAAACGGGCCCAAACCCAACAGCGAUUUGGAGGCGGGAAAAUCCCUGCCCUUUAUCUACGGAGACCUUCCGUCCGAAUUUGUGUCCGUCCCGCUGGAGGACCUGGACACCUACUACAGCAACCAAAAAACCUUUAUAGUAUUGAAUCGUGGGAAGGCUAUAUUUCGCUUUAAUGCUACGCCAGCUUUGUAUAUUUUGAGCCCCUUCAAUCCAUUGAGGCGAAUCUCUAUCAAGGUCCUGGUGCAUUCAAUGUUCAGUUUUGUGAUCAUGUGCACAAUCUUGACCAACUGCUCCUUCAUGACCCUCAGCAAUCCCCCGGACUGGGCCAAGAAUGUGGAGUACACGUUCACAGGGAUCUACACCUUUGAGUCCCUGAUUAAGAUCCUGGCACGGGGCUUCUGCGUGGGGAAGUUCACUUUCCUGCGAGACCCCUGGAACUGGCUGGACUUCAGCGUCAUUCUGAUGGCGUAUGUAACUGAGUUUGUAAACCUAGGCAAUGUGUCAGCUCUCCGUACUUUCAGAGUGCUCAGAGCUUUGAAAACUAUCUCAGUCAUCCCAGGGCUGAAGACUAUCGUUGGCGCUCUGAUCCAGUCGGUGAAGAAGCUGUCAGACGUGAUGAUCCUGACUGUGUUCUGUCUGAGUGUGUUUGCUCUGAUCGGACUGCAGCUCUUCAUGGGAAACCUGCGGCAUAAGUGUGUGAAGAUGCCAGAGGUCAAUGUCACUGAAAACCUGACCGCCACGCUGAACUAUAGCACUGGUUUAGAGCUGCACAGCACCUUUAACUGGACAGAGUACAUUAGUGAUGAGAGCAAGUAUUAUUUCCUCCCAGGCCGCAAAGAUCCUUUGCUAUGUGGAAAUUCAAGUGAUGCUGGGCAGUGUCCAGAGGGCUUCACGUGUAUAAAAGCAGGUCGUAAUCCUGACUACGACUACACAAGCUUUGACACAUUCAGCUGGGCCUUCCUCUCACUCUUCCGACUCAUGACACAAGACUUUUGGGAAAACCUCUACCAGCAGACCCUGCGUGCAGCUGGAAAGCCCUAUAUGAUCUUCUUUGUUCUUGUGAUCUUCCUGGGCUCCUUCUAUCUGGUGAAUCUCAUCCUGGCUGUGGUGGCCAUGGCAUAUGAUGAGCAGAACCAGGCCACCAUAGAAGAGGCUCAACAGAAAGAGGAAGAGUUUCAAGCCAUGCUAGAACAGCUAAAGAGACAGCAGGAAGAGGCACAGGUUGCGGCGGCAGCAGCAACAGAGAGUGGGGAGUACAGCGGGAGGGGGGGCUUGUCAGAGGAAAGCUCCUCUGGGGGGUCCAGACUCAGCUCCAAGAGCGCUAAAGAGCGAAGAAACAGGAGGAAGAAAAGAAAACAAAGGGAAGAAGAAGAGAAAGCCGAUCAGGAAAAGUUCCAUAAGUCCGCCUCAGAGGACAGCAUUAGACGGCCUGGAUUUCGAUUCUCCAUCGAUGCCAACCGACUCUCGUAUGAGAAGAAGUGUUCCACUCCCAAUCAGUCUCUUCUCAGCAUUCGUGGAUCUCUCUUUUCCCCAAGGAGGAACAGUCGCGCUAGUCUGUUCAGUUUUCGCGGUAGAGCGCGAGACUUUGGCUCAGAGAAUGAUUUUGCAGACGAUGAGCACAGCACAUUUGAGGAUAGCGACAGUCGCCGCGGAUCGCUCUUCGUACCUCGUUGUAUUGAGAGACGAAGUUCCACUGUCAGUCACUGCAGCCUUGCUCCCAGAAUUAUGCUCCCAGCCAACGGGAAAAUGCACUGCACAGUCGAUUGCAAUGGAGUGGUCUCCCUGGUGGGCGGGACAUCUGUGCCAACAUCACCAAUCGGACGUUUGUUACCUGAGGGCACAACCACUGAGUCUGAGGCACGUAAAAAACGUUCAGGAUCACACCAGCCGUCUGAAUAUCUGGAUGAGACGGUAGCCAGGAAAAGAGCUCUCAGUGUGGCCAGCAUUUUGACAAAUACUAUGGAAGAACUUGAGGAAUCGCGGCAGAAGUGCCCUCCAUGUUGGUACAAGUUUGCCAACAGCUUCCUGAUCUGGGACUGCUGUCCAGCCUGGCUGAGGGUGAAGGAGAUUGUGAACAUGGUGGUGAUGGAUCCGUUUGUAGACCUGGCCAUAACCAUCUGCAUUGUUCUCAACACACUCUUCAUGGCUAUGGAGCACUACCCUAUGACAGAAAGGUUCAACCAUGUGCUGUCAGUUGGGAACCUGGUAUUCACAGGAAUCUUCACAGCAGAGAUGUGUCUGAAGGUAAUUGCUCUAGACCCAUAUUACUACUUCCAAGAAGGCUGGAAUAUCUUUGACGGCAUCAUCGUGAGCCUGAGUCUCAUGGAACUGGGCCUGGCCAAUGUUGAGGGACUUUCUGUGUUGCGGUCCUUUAGAUUGUUAAGAGUCUUUAAGCUGGCAAAGUCUUGGCCCACCCUGAACAUGCUGAUAAAGAUUAUUGGUAACUCAGUUGGUGCUUUGGGAAAUCUAACCCUCGUCCUUGCCAUCAUCGUCUUCAUCUUCGCUGUGGUGGGAAUGCAGUUGUUUGGAAGGAACUACCGUGAAUGUGUCUGCAAGAUCUCAGAUGACUGUGAGUUGCCGCGGUGGCACAUGGACGAUUUCUUCCACUCCUUCCUGAUUGUGUUCCGAGUGCUUUGCGGCGAAUGGAUCGAAACCAUGUGGGACUGCAUGGAAGUGGCGGGGCAGACAAUGUGUCUCAUCGUCUUCAUGAUGGUCAUGGUCAUUGGGAAUCUGGUGGUGUUGAACCUGUUCCUGGCCUUGCUGCUGAGCUCUUUCAGUGCCGAUAACCUGGCCGCCACGGAUGACGACAGCGAAAUGAACAACCUGCAGAUCGCCGUGGGCAGAAUACAGAAAGGUAUCGCACUGGUCAAGUCCACUUUACGCCAGUUCCUCCAAAGCCUCUGCCUGGCCGGCUCCAAACCUCGUGCUCUAGACGAAGAGAAACCCCUUGACGACCUCCACAACGACGGCAAAGAGAACUGCUUGUCCAAUCACACUCCGGUGGUCGUUGAGCUCACUAAAGACUAUCUGAAGGAGGGCUGCUUCUCCCCUGGUAAUGGAGUGGAAGGUCACGUAAAGUAUGGAAUUGAGGAAGGCGGCUACAUGUCGUUCAUACACAAUCCCAGCCUCACUGUUACAGUACCGAUUGCGGUGGGAGAGUCGGACUUUGAAAAUCUGAACACGGAAGAUUUCAGUAGUGACUCAUCUGAUGUCGAGGGCAGUAAAGAGAAGCUGCCUAUUGAUGCGGUUCUCAGUUCCUCAGAAGGGAGCACAGUGGAUAUCCGACCCCCUGGAGAGGGGGCGGAGUCUGUGGAGCUGGAGCCGGAAGAGUCCCUGGACCCAGAGGCCUGCUUCACAGAAGGCUGUGUGAUGAGGUUUCAGUGCUGUCAGGUCGAUGUGGAGAAGGGAAAAGGGAAGAAUUGGUGGAUUCUCAGGAAAACCUGCUUCAUCAUUGUAGAGCACAACUGGUUUGAAUCCUUUAUCAUCUUUAUGAUAUUACUCAGCAGUGGAGCAUUGGCUUUUGAGGACAUUUACAUCGAGCAACGUAAGACGAUAAAGACAGUGUUGGAAUAUGCAGAUAAAGUCUUCACAUACAUCUUUAUUUUGGAGAUGCUUCUGAAGUGGGUUGCUUAUGGCUUCGUCAAAUACUUCACCAAUGCCUGGUGUUGGCUUGACUUCCUGAUUGUUGAUGUGUCGUUAGUGAGUCUGGUAGCAAAUGCUCUUGGUUACUCUGAACUAACUGCCAUUAAGUCCCUGAGAACACUGCGUGCUCUUAGACCUUUGAGAGCAUUAUCACGCUUUGAGGGAAUGAGGGUUGUAGUAAAUGCCCUGCUGGGAGCCAUACCUUCCAUCAUGAACGUGCUACUAGUGUGUUUGAUCUUCUGGCUGAUCUUCAGCAUCAUGGGGGUGAACCUUUUUGCGGGAAAAUACUACCAUUGUUUUAAUAUCACCAGCGAUAAGAUGUUUCCCAUCAGUGUGGUCAAUAACAAGUCUGAUUGCUUUGCCUUGAUUGCAAACAAUGACUCGGCGCGCUGGAAAAAUGUGAAGAUUAAUUUCGAUAAUGUGGGAGCUGGAUACCUGGCGCUACUGCAAGUGGCCACAUUUAAAGGAUGGAUGGACAUCAUGUACGCAGCUGUGGAUUCUCGUAAUUUGGAGCAACAGCCUGACUAUGAAUCAAACCUUUACAUGUACCUGUACUUCGUCAUCUUCAUUAUCUUCGGCUCCUUCUUUACUCUUAACCUCUUCAUUGGUGUCAUCAUUGAUAACUUCAAUCAACAGAAGAAAAAGCUAGGAGGUCAGGAUAUCUUUAUGACAGAAGAACAAAAGAAAUAUUACAAUGCCAUGAAGAAACUGGGAUCUAAGAAGCCUCAGAAGCCAAUUCCCAGGCCUACGAACAAGUUUCAAGGCCUUAUCUUUGACUUUAUCACCAAACAAGCCUUCGACAUUGUGAUUAUGAUCCUGAUCUGCUUGAACAUGGUGACCAUGAUGGUGGAAACCGACGACCAGACAAAGGAGAUGGAUGAUAUUCUGUACUGGAUAAACCUGGUUUUCAUCAUCCUCUUCACUGGAGAAUGUGUGCUCAAGAUGAUCUCCCUGCGGCACUACUACUUCACCAUUGGCUGGAAUGUGUUUGACUUUGUUGUGGUGAUUCUCUCAAUUGUUGGCAUGUUCCUCUCUGAGAUGAUUGAGAAAUAUUUCGUAUCGCCAACAUUAUUCCGAGUCAUCCGACUUGCCAGAAUCGGCCGCAUUCUUCGACUCAUCAAAGGAGCCAAAGGCAUUCGUACACUACUGUUUGCCUUGAUGAUGUCACUUCCUGCCUUGUUCAAUAUUGGCCUCCUCCUGUUCCUGGUCAUGUUUAUCUAUGCCAUCUUCGGAAUGUCCAACUUUGCCUACGUGAAGCACGAGGCGGGGAUCGACGACAUGUUUAACUUUGAGACAUUCGGGAACUCGAUGCUUUGCUUGUUCCAGAUUACGACUUCAGCAGGAUGGGACGGCCUCCUGGCACCCAUCCUGAACAAGCAAGAUCCGGAUUGCGACAGCGAAUUGGAGCACCCGGGCAGCAUGUACCGUGGCAACUGCGGAAACCCCUCGGUCGGCAUCUUCUUCUUCGUGAGCUACAUUAUCAUCUGCUUCCUGAUUGUGGUGAACAUGUACAUUGCCGUGAUCUUGGAGAACUUCAGCGUAGCCACAGAGGAGAGCGCUGAACCACUGAGCGAGGACGACUUUGAAAUGUUCUACGAAGUCUGGGAGCGAUUUGAUCCCAACGCCACACAGUUCGUGGAGUACGACAAGCUUUCUAACUUUGCGGAUGCUCUGGAUCCUCCGUUACGUAUCCCCAAGCCAAACAAGACCCAGCUCAUAGCCAUGGACCUGCCCAUGGUCAGUGGCGACCGCAUCCACUGCCUGGACAUCCUGUUCGCCUUUACCCUGAGGGUACUGGGAGAGGAGGGCGAGAUGGAUGCCCUGAGGGGACAGAUGGAGGAUCGUUUCAUGGCCUCCAAUCCCUCCAAAGUCUCCUACGAGCCAAUCACGACAACCCUCCGCAGGAAACAGGAGGAGAUGUCGGCCGUCGUCAUCCAGAGGGCCUUCCGACGGUACCGUAUAAGGCAAACGGUAAAGAAGGCCUCCGAAGCCUACCGACAGCAGCUGCAAGAUGGGAGUGUGCGCAUCGCGGAGAAAGAGGUGCUCGUCAUUGGAAAGUUUCAAGAGAACUCUGCGUCGGACAAAACAGAUAUGACUCCCUCCUCUGCCUCUCCGCCGUCUUAUAACAGCGUGGCCAAGUCAGAGAAAGACAAAUACGAAAAGGAGAGGAGAGAAAAGGAGGACAAAGCAAAAGAUGCAAGAGACAGAAAAAAAUGAACGAGGGACUGAAACAGAGACUGUUCUUUUCAACUGAGACACUGUUUACAGAGCGGAGCGCAAGCACCGGGGUGCAAUUCACCUCAAGCGGUUUUGGAACUAAUGCCAAACUGAGUGUGUGUGAGGCGGAGUGUGUGUAUGUGCGUGUGUCUAGACUAUUGUGUGCGUGCGCACCGAGCUAGCCUUAGGGUGCAUUUAUGGUGUUGACGGAAAGCGUUGAUUCGAGGACAGUGCCAGUGUCGACACGACGAACACACACACACACACACACGCUUGAGUAUGAUUGUUGAAUCCCUAAGGACGCUGGUGUGAAACAAAAUGGCAAGUAUAGAGUGGUGUGUGAGUUUGUCUUUUAGUUUUGAGUGUUGUUACACAAUCCCGAGGACUGAAAGAAACUAAUGUUAUAGUCAUCAGUAGCUAGUGCUAACACUACCGCUGGUGUCUUUCUUAUUGAAUGGCGUAUUAUAUACCUGCACAUUUUUGUUAUCUAAUUUUUUUAUUCAUGUUGAACUUUUCUACUCCUGGGUUUGAUUGUCUGAACUACUUAAUUUAAGGGCACGUCUGUGGAAGGGGCUAGGGAAUGUCGAUCAUAUCCGGUAGUGAAUUAUCUGAACGGGACCUCAUUUACUUUAGCAUUAGCGUAUACCGAACAAACCACACACACACACACACACACCGGUAGGUUCUAAGUGCUACAAAAUCAAUUGCUCAGUAAGCUGAGAGCAGAAUGCUACUGUACUAAUCAGGACUUUCACACAUAGAAUGUUUUUUUAAUUAUUUAUGGAUGAAGAUGUAGACCAUGUCUGCACUGCCUUACUGAACACAAACACGAAAAUUGAUUAAUUGAACCAUUUGACAUCUUCCACUGUUGAUAGCAGAGUGAGCCAAACUCAGUGUAUUUUGACUCAAACCCGUUGAUGAAUGUUCUGGGUUCAGUGUAUGUUAACCUCAAUUGACAAAAUUUUUGUUACUAUAAGGCACUUAUAAUGGAAGUAAAAGAGGCCAAGCAAAUAAACCUGAAAAUUCACACUGUUUACAGCCACAUGUGUAACAGAACCACAAAACUGUAACAUUAUAUGUUAUAUUAUAGAUUAUAUAUUAUAGAUUAUUUGUGUUAAUAGUGUUAAUAUAAUCACUUAUCUAAUCUUGUCUGUUAUCUUUCAACUCUGUUGUCGUGACAACGCCUGUUAAAGCCUUUUGCACAAUAUCUGC
Molecule: messenger RNA, 7490 nt
Organism: Sinocyclocheilus rhinocerous
Lineage: Eukaryota; Metazoa; Chordata; Actinopteri; Cypriniformes; Cyprinidae
Product: sodium channel protein type 2 subunit alpha-like
Exons: 27
Coding region: 279-6278 (1999 amino acids)
Biological process (GO): membrane depolarization during action potential; neuronal action potential; sodium ion transmembrane transport
Cellular component (GO): voltage-gated sodium channel complex; plasma membrane
Molecular function (GO): voltage-gated sodium channel activity; protein binding
Source: RefSeq, a predicted model, not a curated record